UCUCUCUUCUCUCCCCUUUGUUUUGUUUUGUUUUGUUUCUUCACUUCGCAUUCGCUACUCUUUCAGUUCCGGUUCGCAAGUUUCUUGUGCUUGAUGGCGACAGAAGAAUCCAAUGACAUUGGCACACCUUGCAAAUCUGUGGUGCCUCAAGAUGAAACUCAAAACAGACCUUUAUUACCUGAUUGGACUAGGAUGCAGGCAUAUUACAACCCUGGAUCUACUCAAAUUCCCCUUUUAAAUCCGCAUGCAACUGGCUCUUACUUGUAUCACCACAUGACACCAAAUCAGGAUGCUGCUUUGGUUUUUUCGCAAAAAGUACACCAGAAUUUUGGUAAGCGCAAUCUGGAUUCGAAGAAUAAUUGUGCUGGAAACAGGGAUGGAAUGUCAAUGAAGGAUUUUUCUUCAACUAUGAACCAACAAUUUAAUAUGGUCCUUGGAAAUGAAAAUUCAACUGUAUUCAAUCAUAAUUUGGGAACAGGCCUGAACGCAUCCAGUAUUAGUGCUCAACUCACAAAGCUGGAAGCGGAUCAAAUAAGAAAAGAAAGAAAGAGACAGUCAAAUAGGGAAUCGGCUAAGAGAUCAAGGCUACGGAAGCAGCAAGAAUGUGACGAGCUAUAUCAAAACAUUGACACUCUUAAGGGCAAAAACAAAUCACUUACAGAACAGCUUCGAAGUCUUUCUGAGGAAUGUGAGGCGCUUAUCAAUGAAAAUGAUUCGAUAGAGGAAGAGCUGGUUAAGACGUAUGGACCAGAAUCAAUAGCAGAUUUACUGCCCAUGAAGCCUGCUGGGGGAUGCACAAACAAAAGUUGAAGAUAGGAAGCAUCUCAAAUUAUCAGAAUACAUCUUUUUUUCUUAUUAAUUAGGGCCAGUUUUGAGGUUUGACCCUGUUUAAGCUGUCCAGAUUAAAGAAACUCUGAAAAUAGAAGUGAGUGAAAAUAGUACAAUAAUGAUGGCUUUCAAAUAAUAAUUUGAAGAAUUUACAGUCCAUUUUCCAAAUAAAUCAAAUUUCAAUAUUAAGCGUUGAGGAAA
Lotus japonicus is the source of this 1029-nucleotide messenger RNA. Its product is annotated as G-box-binding factor 1-like. Gene Ontology annotation, biological process: regulation of DNA-templated transcription. The record is from RefSeq and is a predicted model, not a curated record. NCBI's taxonomy places the organism in Eukaryota, Viridiplantae, Streptophyta, Magnoliopsida, Fabales, Fabaceae. Gene Ontology annotation, cellular component: nucleus. Gene Ontology annotation, molecular function: DNA-binding transcription factor activity; sequence-specific DNA binding. Bases 94 to 810 code for a protein of 238 amino acids. The transcript has 10 exons.